GUGAUUCAGCCAGUGUCGGUGGAAAAAUCAAAGCGCUGUGAUGCGAGCACCCCCACAGGUGCAUACAAAACUACCCCAUAAACCCAAAAACAGAGUUCUCUGAGAAAGGUACCGUUUUUUGGUUGUUUCUCAAUCUCAACCAUGGAAGCAAAGCAGAAAAUGAUGAUGGGUCUGAUUCUAUUGUUGUUCUGUGUUUUGGGUGCGAGUGCUUGGACUGGUGAAAUCCAUGGACGAGUUGUUUGUGAUGUUUGUGGGGAUUCUUCUCUUGGACCUGAAGAUCAUGUUCUUGAAGGUGCUGAGGUUGCUGUUCUUUGCAUCACUAAGUCUGGGGAGGUUCUAAAUUAUCAGGCAUUCACAGAUGCUAAGGGGAUAUACACUGUUGCAGAGACAAUGCCUGAGAGUGAUCGUUGGGAUGCAUGUCUUGCUCGACCAAUCAGUAGUUUCCAUGAGCAUUGCACUCAUCUUGGCGAGGGUAGCUUGGGGGUGAAAUUCAGUUACAAUCACCCUUCAGGAUAUUCACACACUGUCAGAACCUUUGUUUAUCGACCUACCAGUGUUCCAUCUUACUGCAUUUGAUAUAUAUUAGCUUGUUUCAAAUCUGGAAGUGCCUGUGUGUUUGGUUGAACUACAAUAAAAAUUAAUGAUAUAUGGGCCCAGUUUCUUUAUAGUAUGUGCAUAUGUAGUGUUGUUCCUUGUGUAUUUCUUAGAGCAUAAGUGAGUAGACCAUGAAACAUUGUUUAAAUAAAUUGCAAAUGACAUUUUCUCUCAGAGUAAUGCAAAAUCAUUGUAAAUGGCAGUGUCAUUGAGAUAAUGCAAUGUGUUGAGAGAUAUAAGAUUAUGGCAUAAAUAUGUU
This is a messenger RNA of Gastrolobium bilobum, 853 nucleotides long. RefSeq lists its product as uncharacterized. The record is from RefSeq and is a predicted model, not a curated record. Bases 142 to 576 code for a protein of 144 amino acids. Lineage: Eukaryota; Viridiplantae; Streptophyta; Magnoliopsida; Fabales; Fabaceae. The transcript is spliced from 2 exons.